GCAAUGCAGUCCAGUGCCAGCCUGUGGAGGGGAACCUGGAGAAACCCCAGCAGGUCUGUGUGCUCAGACUACUGCAGGGGUUCUGUGCCAACAGCAGCGAGGGAGAGCCUUUACCCACUUUGGAUUUUGCAUAUGUCUGGAAGAUGACAGCACCAGCAAUCCCAAACAGAUCCCCAGGUCUGGCUGGUGCUGGGGGUCUGCAGCCCAGGUCCAAGCCCACCCUUGAGCCAGCCUCAGAGAUGGCAGUGAUGCUUCCACCAGCAGAUCUGGUUGUCUCCUGUCCUGUCUACAGCCAACAGGUAACUCCUGAGGACAUCGAAAGGCAGACGAGGAAAGUGAAGAAGCUGAGGAGGACACUGGCUGAGGCCCUGCAGGCAGACAAGAUCAUCAGAGUGGGAGAAAAGGUGGGGAGGGGAGACUGA
Messenger RNA from Oryctolagus cuniculus (rabbit), 422 nucleotides. Lineage: Eukaryota; Metazoa; Chordata; Mammalia; Lagomorpha; Leporidae. The record is from RefSeq and is a predicted model, not a curated record.